Herpailurus yagouaroundi (jaguarundi) is the source of this 756-nucleotide messenger RNA. Its product is annotated as C-C motif chemokine 7-like. The transcript is spliced from 3 exons. Gene Ontology annotation, molecular function: CCR chemokine receptor binding; chemokine activity. The coding region runs from base 71 to 370 and encodes 99 amino acids. Gene Ontology annotation, biological process: chemokine-mediated signaling pathway; inflammatory response; positive regulation of GTPase activity. The record is from RefSeq and is a predicted model, not a curated record. Gene Ontology annotation, cellular component: extracellular region. NCBI's taxonomy places the organism in Eukaryota, Metazoa, Chordata, Mammalia, Carnivora, Felidae.
GGGGCAGAGAAGCUGAGACCAGCUUGGAAACCUCCAGCUCUCACACCCAAGUUCCUCGCUCCCUGCAGACAUGAAGGUCUCCGCAGCGCUUCUGUGCCUGCUGCUCACAGCUGCUGCCUUCAGCCUCCAGGCACUUGCUCAGCCAGAGGGGAUUAAUAGCCCAACCACCUGCUGCUAUAGAUUUACCGUUAGAAAGAUCCCCAUCCAGAAGCUGAAGAGCUACAGAAGAAUCACCAGCAGCUAUUGUCCCAGGGAAGCCGUGAUCUUCAAGACCAAACAGGCCAAGGAGCUCUGUGCUGACCCCAAGCAGAAGUGGGUCCAGGAUUUCAUGGAGUACCUGAACAAGAAAACCCAAACUUCAAAGCUAUGAACCUUCAUGCCCACAAUGAAGCCAAGUCAGUACUCAGGGAACAAUUAAUGUAUAUGCCCUGUUCUUUCCAACAUGCAUUCUGAAAUUAUUCUAUUACAAUUCUAAGGAAUAUGAAAUUUGUGUAAUAAUGUGAAUCAUGGUUUUUCUUAAGUAGUGUAUUAUGUCAUCUUCUAAGUUGUUAAUAUUUUAAUUUAAUGGGCUCUGGAAUUGGAUGUGUUUCAAAUGCAAACCUUUGGACACAUGUCACUUCAGACCCUUGAAAACUACAGGAUGCUCCUUCCUCUCUACCUCACUGUAGUGUUGUGAGUAUCUGUGCAUGAAUCAAUGCAAAUAAACAUAUAUUUAAUUUUUAGGAGGGGAUGUCCCUAUGAAACAUAAUAAUAUCA